Messenger RNA from Helobdella robusta, 2795 nucleotides. RefSeq lists its product as hypothetical. The coding region runs from base 103 to 2373 and encodes 756 amino acids. The transcript has 20 exons. Gene Ontology annotation, cellular component: ribonucleoside-diphosphate reductase complex. Gene Ontology annotation, molecular function: ATP binding; ribonucleoside-diphosphate reductase activity, thioredoxin disulfide as acceptor. Gene Ontology annotation, biological process: DNA replication; deoxyribonucleotide biosynthetic process. NCBI's taxonomy places the organism in Eukaryota, Metazoa, Annelida, Clitellata, Rhynchobdellida, Glossiphoniidae. The record is from RefSeq and is a predicted model, not a curated record.
GAUGGAAGGAAACAAGACAUCCACUUUGACAAGAUAACAUUUAGAAUUAAAAAAUUGUGUUAUGGACUCAACCUUGAUUUUGUUGACCCAGUGGUAGUGACUAUGAAAGUCAUAAAUGGGUUGUACCCUGGCGUGACAACAGUUGAGUUAGAUAAUCUAGCAGCUGAAAUUUGUGCAACUUUAACAGCCAAGCACCCAGACUAUGCCAUACUUGCUGCAAGGAUUGCCAUGUCCAAUCUCCAUAAGGAGACCAAGAAGAUAUUUAGCGGUGUGGUGUCUGACCUCUACAACUAUUACAACCCACUCACCGAGCAAAACACCCCAUUGGUAUCGAAAGAGUUUUACAAUAUCGUCAUGGCAAAUGCUGAUCGACUCAACUCUGCCAUCAUCAAUGACAGAGACUAUGGAUACACUUACUUUGGGUUCAAGACACUAGAAAAAUCAUACCUGUUGAAGAUGGACAACAAAGUGGCAGAACGCCCCCAACACAUGCUCAUGAGGGUUUCUGUUGGCAUCCACGGCCAGGACAUCGAGUCUGCCAUCGAGACGUACAAUUUGCUGUCUGAGAAAUGGUUCACACAUGCUUCUCCCACCCUCUUCAAUGCUGGCACGAACAAACCCCAGCUAUCUAGCUGUUUCUUAGUAGCCAUGAAGGAAGACAGCAUAGAGGGGAUCUACGACACCCUCAAGCAAUGCGCCCUCAUCUCAAAAUCGGCGGGGGGUGUCGGGUUGGCCAUCCAUUGCAUUCGAGCUACUGGUACAUUUAUUGCCGGGACCAAUGGUACAUCUAAUGGCCUGCUUCCAAUGCUUCGUGUCUACAACAACACUGCUAAGUAUGUGGGCCAAGGAGGAAAUAAGAGGCCAGGUGCUUUUGCAGUUUACUUAGAACCAUGGCAUGCAGACAUUUUCGAUUUUCUUGACUGCAAAAAAAAUACAGGCAAAGAAGAAUGCAGGGCGCGAGACCUCUUCUUUGCCCUCUGGGUUCCAGAUCUGUUCAUGGAGAGGGUGGAACAGGAUGGUGACUGGACCUUGAUGUGUCCCCACGAAUGUCCGGGGUUGUAUCAAACCUGGGGUGAUGAUUUCAGAGCCCUCUAUGAAGAGUACGAGAAGAAGGGCAAAGGUCGCAGAGUUGUCAAAGCUCAGGAGCUCUGGUAUCAAAUAAUCACAUCACAGACUGAAACAGGCACUCCUUACAUGUUGUACAAGGACAGUUGUAACAGAAAGUCGAACCAGCAGAAUCUGGGAACCAUUACAUGUAGCAACCUCUGCACUGAGAUUAUUCAAUAUUGUGAUCCUAAUGAGGUAGCUGUGUGUAACUUGGCUUCCAUUGCAUUGAACCAAUUUGUAAAGUCAGAUCGUACGUUUGAUUUUGAGAAGCUGGAGUUUGUUGUUGGUGUGGCAGUCAAGAAUUUGAACAAAAUCAUCGAAGUCAACUAUUACCCAGUGCCUGAGGCCAAAGUGAGUAACAUGAGACACAGACCAAUAGGACUGGGGGUUCAAGGCUUGGCUGAUGCCUUCCUGCUCAUGAGGUUACCAUUUGAAAGUGAAGAGGCCCAACAACUGAACAAGGACAUCUUUGAAACAAUUUAUUAUGCAGCCCUCAAAGCAAGCUGCUCAUUGGCUGAGAAGUUUGGUCCCUACGAGACAUACCAGGACUCACCAGUCAGCAAGGGGAUCCUGCAGUUUGACAUGUGGAAUGUUGAUCCAUCAGAUCGACAUGAUUGGACCUCGCUCAGAGAAAACAUUAAAAAGUACGGCGUGAGAAACAGCCUGCUGGUGGCCCCAAUGCCUACAGCUUCGACAGCACAGAUUCUCGGUAACUGUGAAAGUUUUGAGCCCUACACCAGCAAUAUUUACACCAGGAGGGUGCUGUCCGGGGAGUUUCAGGUGGUGAAUCGCCAUCUCUUGAAAGAUCUUGUUGAACUAAAUUUAUGGAACGAUGACAUGAAGAAUUUGCUGAUUGCCAACAACGGAUCUGUCCAGAAUAUCGACUGCAUCCCCUACCACAUCAAGCGCUUGUACAAAACAGUCUGGGAGAUCUCGCAGAAGACGAUAAUCAAGAUGGCUGCCGAUCGAGCCCCCUUCAUUGAUCAGAGCCAGUCACUGAACAUUCACAUUUCGGAACCUACCUAUGGAAAGCUUUCCAGUGUGCAUUUCUACUGCUGGCGGAUGGGUCUGAAGACGGGCAUGUACUACCUGAGAACUCGACCAGCUGCCAACGCCAUCCAGUUUACUGUCGACAAAUCUAAACUGAAAAUUCAAAAUAAUAUCACAAUUCAAAAUGGCCCCGCUACUCAAAAUGUGUCAGAAAUCAUGGAGGUGGGGGUCUGUUCCCUGAAGAACAAAGAUGAGUGCCUGGUGUGUAGCAGUUAGGAGGAGGUGUGUAGAAGUGGUGGAGAGGAUUUGCUUGCUUGUACAUAUUCACUAUGUUAUCUAACUGGACUGUGAUGAUAGUGCUUUUUAACCAUUGGUGUUUGUAAAUUUUUUAAACCUUUUUUAAUUCUAUUUUACGUCUUUGGAUUUUAUCUAUUUUCUUUUUUACUUUUUUUUAAACCCACAAUAACGUCAAUAAUGUAAAUAGUUGUUUGUUGACUGACGAUGAUAUUAACAUUAAUUGAUUCCAUAUAUGAUGUUGAAUCAAGAUUUAUGAUUGUUACAUUUAUAGCUGCAUAUAUAAUAAAAUAUACAAUUUUACAAUGAUGUAUGUUUACAAUUUUAUGAUUUCAAUUGCAUGCAAUAUGUACCAUAUGGGAGAUGGAAAAUUUUAAAACAUUCAACAACUUUUGUUACAUGGG